Messenger RNA from Papilio xuthus (Asian swallowtail), 795 nucleotides. RefSeq lists its product as uncharacterized. The record is from RefSeq and is a predicted model, not a curated record. The transcript has 8 exons. Bases 191 to 745 code for a protein of 184 amino acids. Lineage: Eukaryota; Metazoa; Arthropoda; Insecta; Lepidoptera; Papilionidae.
UUUAUAAUUUAGUAUACAAUUUAUAAUAAUAUAAUAACUUUAACAUCAUGAAUAAUAUGUGCAAAAAGAAAAUAUCGGAAAAAGAUCUUCCACCAGAGUUCUGCAAUUCAACUUUUAAGGUAAUAAUGCGUAUUGAAGCAAAUCCAAUGGUUUAUGGUAUUGUUUACUUUCGGGAUAAUUACGCGCUAUUAUGCACGGUGCCAGAAAAUAUGGCCGCGCCAUUGAUUUUGAAGUUACCACAUUUCACAACGGCAAUACAUCGAGCUAUUAUAGAAAUAGGGCGAACAGUUCGCUGCCUGUGUUGUUCAUAAGAAGAAAGGCUCGUGUAAAAGUAAGAAGUCAAGAAAGAAAUAAAAAUAAAAGAAAUUUCACAAUGAAGGUUUUAUCAAAUUUGUUAAAAGACUCAAGAGACGAAUGGCUUAUAAAUACGACGAUUUCUUUGAAUGCAGUUAAUCCAAUAGUUGAUAGGAUAAUGGAAGACGAGUCUGUCGAGGGAGUUGUGAUGACUAACAAAUAUGGUUCACCAAUACUAACUAAUAUAAAUGUGAUGGGAGCCACGAACUAUGGAAACGCAAUGAGGAGGUUGGGGUUCAUGGCGCAAGCGGGUGUCAAGGAAAUUGAUCCAUUUGACGAAGUUUUAAUAUUAAGAUUAAAAACGCAAAAAUUGGAAGUAAUGGUCGCCCAUCAUUCUGAAUUCAAUGUUAUAGUUCUACAACAUUCAAGAGUAUCCAAGUUUAAGAAGUAAUAAUAUUUCGAUUUAAUGGUAUUUAAAUGAAAUCAAUUCAAUUGAAUAAA